Diachasmimorpha longicaudata is the source of this 1276-nucleotide messenger RNA. Its product is annotated as enoyl-CoA delta isomerase 1, mitochondrial-like. Gene Ontology annotation, biological process: fatty acid beta-oxidation. The record is from RefSeq and is a predicted model, not a curated record. The transcript has 5 exons. Gene Ontology annotation, cellular component: mitochondrion. The coding region runs from base 169 to 1020 and encodes 283 amino acids. Lineage: Eukaryota; Metazoa; Arthropoda; Insecta; Hymenoptera; Braconidae.
UACUCCAUGUCAAUUAUGGGGAUAAAGGUUGAAUCUCUAUCGAUAAUGAUUUUUUUUCACAUCAACGAAAAUUUGAAAAAAUUAAUCAUAAGCUGAACAAAGUCGCAAAGAAAACCCGAAAGAACUAUUAAUCCAAAACAAGAUGUAUUUUUUUUCCACGGAUAAACAAUGAAUACUCCUUGUGUACGUAAAGCCAUAAGAGUGGCAGAUUGGAGAAUAUUGUCACGACUGUAUUCAUCGAACAGCAAACUUUUAAAUAUCACUCAAAAUGAAAAGACAGGUGUGACGACAGUAUCAAUGAACCGACAGCCAGUGAAUAGUUUGAAUUUGGAUAUACUAAGAGAAUUAAAAGAAACGUUUGAAAAUCUUAAAAAAGAUGGAAGCAAAGGGCUCAUUCUCACCUCAUCACUGCCAACAGUAUUCUGCGCUGGUCUAGAUAUCAUGGAGAUGUAUAAGCCAGAAGUCAAGAGAUGCACUGAAUUCUGGACCAAUUUGCAAGAUACCUGGAUCGUGCUUAACGAAUUACCGAUUCCUACAGUUGCUGCAAUUAAUGGUGCAUGUCCCGCUGGAGGUUGUCUUUUGGCCCAAUCCUGUGAAUAUCGCGUUAUCGUUGAUGGUAAACACACAAUCGGGUUGAAUGAAACGAGACUUGGAAUUAUCGCGCCGUUUUGGUUCCAAGAGGGUUACAUCAGAACAAUCGGGUAUAGAAGAGCAGAAUUAGCUCUACUGAGAGGAGAAUUAUUCCUUCCUCAGCAGGCGUUGGAGUGUGGUCUUGUCGAUGAAUUAGUGAGUAACAAAGAAGACGCCCUGGCAAGCGCUGAAAAGUACAUAGAUUGUUAUCGUCAUAUUGCUCCCAGUGCUAGAGCCAUGACCAAAAAAAUCCUCCGCGAGCCCAUGGUUCAACGAUUGGUGAAAAAUCGAGAAACGGAUACAGCGAUGUUCAUCGACGAAGUUACAAAACCGAAGACUCAGACUAAUCUAGGUUUGUACAUCGAAUCUCUGAAGAAAAAGGCUAAAUAAAUCAUGAUUUCGUAAUCCUUCAUGACAAUACCUAAUGCAAUAACAGUAGACGUCCAAUCAUGAAAUAUUCUUUAGUUUUAUAUAAAUUCAUUUAAUGGUCAUGUUUUAUUGUGUACAUUGGUGAAAGAACAGGGAGAAAAUUGUUAUGGUAUCUGAUAAUUAAAUCCAUUUGGUUCGAAUAACAACUUCAGUAUAAAGACUGUUAGGGGUUAAUAUUGAAAUGUAAAAACAAAAUAAAGUCGUUUUAUUAAAUAUA